Molecule: messenger RNA, 750 nt
Organism: Caenorhabditis remanei
Lineage: Eukaryota; Metazoa; Nematoda; Chromadorea; Rhabditida; Rhabditidae
Exons: 5
Coding region: 1-750 (249 amino acids)
Source: RefSeq, a predicted model, not a curated record
AUGAUAAUUUCUUUAAAGAAUAUCAUGGAAACUGAUAAAAUUGUAAAAUACAUCAACGACGAAGUCGUAGAGUUUGGUGGAAAAGCCUGCCUCGUCACAAAUAAAAGGCUCUUGGAUGCGUUGAGAACCAGAGAGAACAAUGGAUUGGCAAGACAUUUGGAAUAUGACAAUGAAUUCGAAAAAGGAGUGGAAGAUGGGGAAAAUCUGGUUUCGUCAUUGGUAAUGGAAAAACUGCUGAAAUCAAAACUGGAAUCGACAAAGACUAUGGUGGAAAUAAGAAAGUGGAAGGUUGAUUUAUUCAUUAUUUUCAACGCGUUUAUUCUCCUGACAUCUGCUGUUGCCUUCCUUUACGCCUUCUUCACUAUCGACAGUAAAUCAAAAGGAUUCACUUGUAUCUAUCUCUACGGCUUAUUUUUCGGAUUAGUUGGAGUUAUCGUUGGAUUUGUCGGGAACGCAUAUAAGAAAAAGUGCAAUCAUCCAGAGUCGAUAGUCAUGUUCGUCAAUACACGCGAAUUGAGAAGAGGAGAGACUAUAAUGAAGAACGCAGGCAUCCAAUUGAUUGAAGUUCUCGAGGCGGAAAACGAAACCAUUCUACUAGCUCAUAGUGACAACGUCGAUGCUAAGAUGAUGAUGGAAAGAGAGCUCAGACCAGAAGUCGGAGAGACUGGAGAUGUGGAAGUUGAAUUUUUUCGAGGGAGUCACUUGUCAACUAUAGUUUUUCUCGAUCUCGACAAUAUAAAUGAUUCUUAG